Molecule: messenger RNA, 480 nt
Organism: Symbiodinium necroappetens
Lineage: Eukaryota; Dinophyceae; Suessiales; Symbiodiniaceae
Source: the annotation of a GenBank genome assembly
AUGGGCGACUUCGUGCACAUCGCACGCACCGCAGGACCUGGCCUGCGGCUCAGAGCAUGGCUGCAAAGACUGCCAACGCUUCUGUGGUGGGAGCUGAUCUAUGGGCUGCUUCUGGCUGCCACUGUUCUCUCGAUGCAUCCAUCACUGGAUCGCUGCUCCAUUGCUUUUCGGCUCUGCCAGUGGUCUGCGCUUCUGGCAGCUGCCUUGGCGGGGCUCUCCUUCUUCAGCUUCCUCCCCUUUCUAGGUUUCCUGCAGCGCUCGCCUCUCCUUCGGACGCUGCAGCAAGCAACACGUUUCUACUACCAGUCGCCUCAGCCACCCGGAACUGUCUACAUCAGCGAUGGCGGAGUCUUGGACAACACUGGGGUCCUCUCACUGAUGCGGCGGCGGUGCCGGCGGAUUCUGGCCGUCUAUGCGGGCGAGGAGGCCAAAGGAAAAGAGCUCAAAUGCAUCAAGAAGCUUCUGAUGCACAUGCACGAG